AGAAUCUUACAUAAUAAUAAAUCAACGAAUCCAUUAAUUUUAUGUUCUUUAAUUUCAUAAAAGUUGAUAGCAAAAAUGGCAUCACUCAAGUCCCGUUUGGACCACUCCAUCACUCCCAUCGCUCUCCGAUCUUACCUCGCAGAAUUCAUAUCCACCUUCCUCUUCGUCUUCGCCUCCGUCGGUGCCGCCAUGUCAUCCCGAAAAAUGAUGGCUGAUGCAGCAUUACCCGAUCCGUCAAGCCUAGCAGUUACUGCAAUGGCGAACGCCUUCGCCUUGUCGGCGGCGGUGUACAUCGCCGCCAACGUCUCCGGCGGACAUGUGAAUCCGGCAGUCACCUUCGGAAUGGCGGUCGGAGGACACAUUACAAUUCCCAUGGCUAUGUUCUAUUGGAUGGCACAAAUGCUUGCUUCGGUUAUGGCUUGCCUUCUCUUAAAAACAACUACCGUCGGACAGCAAAUACCAGUUCACGCAAUCCCGAGCGAAAUGACUGGAUUCGGAGCAGCGGUAUUGGAAGGUGUGAUGACAUUCGGACUUGUGUACACCGUGUACGCAUCUGCGGACCCCAGGAGGGGGGCAAUGGGGGCCAAUAUGGGGCCCCUGGCAAUAGGGUUUAUAGCCGGGGCAAAUGUUUUGGCAUCGGGUCCCUUCACGGGCGGGUCGAUGAAUCCAGCAUGCUCGUUUGGUGCUUCGCUUAUCGGAGGCAGUUUCAAGAAUCAAGCUGUUUAUUGGGUCGGGCCUUUAAUCGGAGCAGCUGUUGCUGGAAUUGUUUACGAUAACGUCGUUUUCCCCUUUCAAUCCCCUGAUUCUUUGAGGGGUGUUUCUGAUGAUGGAGUUGGAGUCUAAAUUGUUGCUUAAGCAGAUUGUUUUAUUCAUGAAGUAAUUUGUUUUGUUUUUUUUUUUUUUUUUUUUUUUAUUUUAGGAAGAUAGUAGUUUUCUUGUACAUCAACUUGCUGCUAAUUUGUAUGAUUAGUAAUAACUGUUUGGUUCUUGUGAUUCUUGAUCCUUUGAUGGGGUUUCUUGCAAUUAGUACCCCUGUGUUGUAUCGAUUUGCUAAAAUACACCCCCAUGUUAUUUUUAUUUGCAAAACCCCCUUAAUAAUUAAG
Molecule: messenger RNA, 1103 nt
Organism: Erythranthe guttata (spotted monkey flower)
Lineage: Eukaryota; Viridiplantae; Streptophyta; Magnoliopsida; Lamiales; Phrymaceae
Gene: TIP5;1
Product: tonoplast intrinsic protein 5;1
Biological process (GO): transmembrane transport; water transport
Cellular component (GO): membrane
Molecular function (GO): water channel activity
Source: RefSeq, a predicted model, not a curated record